CCUCAGAUUCUGUGGAUCGCACACUUCCCUUAACUCUUCCGCCCACAGCUACGAACAAAACACCCACAGCUUGUUUCCUCCACACGAUCACAAAACGCCACAAAACAACUGUUCUAUCGUCAUCACGCUAUUAUGCUCAUUCCAGGUUCCAAUUAGCGACAGUUCAAUGGACAUUCCGAUGUUUUCUCGACUUCCAACCACCAACGCAACCCCAACAACUUCUGUUUAUUGUUGUAACAAACUUAUUGUCGGGUUGCCGGAUAUAUAUAACAAACGAAGAAAUGCUACAGGAAGAAGGAUGAGAGUGAGAGCUGGGGUUGAGAGAAAUGGUGGUGAUGGGAUUGAUGCUACAGAGAGGAAGAAUGCGGGUGUUGGUGCGGGUGCGGGUGCGGGUGCGGGUAGUGGGUUUUCGGGUUCUACUAUGGAGGUGACUACAUUUAACCAGAGCUUUCCGGAUACGGAGUUUCCGGUUUGGGAUAAGAUUGGGGCGGUUGUUAGACUCAGCUAUGGAAUUGGCAUCUAUGGGGCGAUGGGUUUGGUAGGAAACUUUAUAUGCUCAACAACAGGAAUCGAUAGUACAGGAGGAUACUCGCCGUCUUUAGAUGCCAUUGUGCAAGGACUCGGAUAUGCUGCUCCACCAAUAAUGGCUCUUCUAUUUAUACUAGACGAUGAAGUUGUGAAAGUGUCCCCUCAUGCUCGUGCAAUACGGGAUGUAGAAGAUGAGGAGUUACGAAGUUUUUUCUAUGGAAUGUCUCCAUGGCAGUUUAUAAUGAUAGUUGCAGCAAGCUCAGUUGGUGAGGAGCUAUUUUACCGCGCUGCUGUUCAGGGUGCAUUAGCGGAGGUGUUUUUGAGGUGGAACGAUCUAGUCACGAAUGCAUCCGGAAUGGCUGCACUGACCGGGGUGCUGCCUCCAUAUGUGCCAUUUGCUCAAGCGUUUGCAGCGGUUAUCACAGCUGCACUUACGGGAUCACUUUAUUAUGUGGCUGCAUCUCCAAAAGAUCCUACUUAUGUUGUAGCACCCGUUUUGACUUCACGUUCUGGUCGUCAAGAAAUGAAGAAGCUUUUUGCAGCCUGGUAUGAAAGGAGACAAAUGAAGAAGAUAUAUUCUCCAUUACUUGAAGGUCUUCUAGCUCUUUACCUUGGAUUUGAAUGGAAUCAGACGAACAACAUUUUAGCGCCGAUUAUCACACACGGGAUUUACUCUGCAACGAUUCUGGGGCAUGGGCUUUGGAAGAUUCAUGAUCAUCGAAGAAGAUUACGCCAGCGAGUUCAGAAGCUUAAUCUUGAAGAAAAUAACUCAAGAGUAGAUUAAUAAUAGGCCUAAGGUUAUGGUAUUAGUGGUUUUGGGCUCUUAAGGGCCUGUUUUUCAGUUGUGGACCUGGAUAUAGGGUUAAGCCCAUAUCUAGAUACAUAUAUCUUUUUGGGAUGAAA
This is a messenger RNA of Helianthus annuus (common sunflower), 1431 nucleotides long. RefSeq lists its product as uncharacterized. Gene Ontology annotation, molecular function: metalloendopeptidase activity. Gene Ontology annotation, biological process: CAAX-box protein processing. The transcript has 9 exons. Bases 167 to 1312 code for a protein of 381 amino acids. The record is from RefSeq and is a predicted model, not a curated record. Gene Ontology annotation, cellular component: membrane. NCBI's taxonomy places the organism in Eukaryota, Viridiplantae, Streptophyta, Magnoliopsida, Asterales, Asteraceae.